AUGCUCAUUGCAACAAAUGGCGGUGAGUGCGUACUUGAUAGAUGUUGUGGACAGAAAUGCAAGAGUACGCAUCAAGGAACUUUUGCAAAUUUGAAUGUUAAACAGUCUCAACCAUGCAGAUGUAUUGUAAAUUCUACAACGGCUCUUCACUGCGCUGGAAGAGGCCAAGAUUUCAAAACAGAUUCCACAAUCUGUGUCACAAACGGCAUUUUGACAAUGCAUGACGUUAAUUUAACUCAGAAUAAGGCGAAGUAUGGAGCUGGAUUUACGUUCAGAUACCUUAAUCUUCAAGGAUCUUCUGCCAAAUAUUUGAAUAUUGACAACAACGUAAAUUCAGAGGAGUACGGAAUUAUAUGCAGAGAUAAUGAUGAAACAUCAAACCAAUAUAUUUUAACUCUUGAAAAUAUCAAUAUAUUACGAAAUUCUUUCUCAGAUUCCACAAAUGGCUGCAUUUUCUCAUAUUUCAAUGACAGAGCUGAAAAAGGAGCCAAAAAUACAAAUAUUAAUUAUUGUAAUGUCAGAGAUAACAACGCUAAAUAUUUGGCAUAUUCAAAUCUCCCAGCAUCUGUUUUCACAUUCAGAGGAUGCUUCUUAGAUGCAACAGAAAAACGAACAUGUGUUGUAAAAAUUGAACAAUCUGUAUCGGAAUCAGUUAACAACAAUCGCGACUAUUACUAUACUGAUAACUGUGUUUAUUAUGAUGCCACAGCAGUCGAAACUCCAUUUAUAACUGCAGUUGAAACUCCAUACCUAACAUCUUUUGAAACACCUUAUCUAACAGCAGCCGAAACCCCAUUUAUGACAGCAUUUGUAACACCACUACAAACAGCUGUUCCUGAUAAACCUUCUGAUGAAGAUGAGUCUCAUGAUGGAAAAGAUGACAAAAAACCAGACACAGAUGACAAAACACCAGAUACAGAUGAUAAAAAACCAGAUACAGAUGACAAAACACCAGAUACAGAUGAUAAAAAACCAGAUACAGAUGACAAAACGCCAGAUACAGAUGACAAAACACCAGAUACAGAUGACAAAAAACCAGAUACAGAUGACAAAAAACCAGAUACAGAUGACAAAACACCAGAUACAGAUGAUAAAAAACCAGAUACAGAUGAUAAAACACCAGAUACAGAUGACAAAACACCAGAUACAGAUGACAAAACACCAGAUACAGAUGACAAAAAACCAGAUACAGAUGAUAAAAAACCAGAUACAGAUGAUAAAACACCAGAUACAGAUGACAAAACACCAGAUACAGAUGAUAAAACACCAGAUACAGAUGACAAUAAGACAUCAGAGACAAAAGAAAAUGAAGAUAUUCCAAGUCCAACACAAGGCAAAUUAGAACAAAAAGAUAAAGAACCGGUAAAGAAAAAGAAUAAUUGGUGGAUAUAUGUUGUAGCAGGUAUUGCAGGAUUUUUGCUUCUGACAUCAGGAAUAAUAUUCUUCCUGUGGAAGAAGAGAGAUGAAGAUUCAACUGAUGAAGUAGUUAUUGAAAAUGUUGACAACAGCAACAAUAAUGAUGGAGUAUCAUAUCUUGAUAAUAUUACAGUUAAUUAUGAAGAAUCAGUUAUCAAUAUUGACGGGCAUUUUGAUAUGCCAGAGUUUGGAGAUGAAGGCGAAGAAGUCUCAAAUCCAAGUGAUUUCUUCAUAAUGCAAGUUGAAGAAUAA
Molecule: messenger RNA, 1668 nt
Organism: Trichomonas vaginalis G3
Lineage: Eukaryota; Parabasalia; Trichomonadida; Trichomonadidae
Exons: 1
Coding region: 1-1668 (555 amino acids)
Source: RefSeq, a predicted model, not a curated record